AUGAGUGGCUGGCUCCUGCUCCUCGCCCUGCUGCACAUGCUACUGGCCCCCCCGCCUGCCGCAGCGCAGAAGAGGAGCCAAGCGGUGUGCCGGGACGUGCUGCAGGCCGACAUCGCCUUCCUGGUGGACGGCUCCUCCAGCAUUGGCAGGAACAACUUCCGUGCCAUCCGCACCUUCAUGGAGGAGCUGGUGGGGCCCUUUGUGCAGGCAGUGGGCGAGAAGGCCGUGCGCUUCGCCGUGGCACAGUACAGCGACGAGCCUCGGCUGGAGUUCACCUUCUCCCAGCACACUGAUGGCACCAGCGUCCGAAGGGCCAUCCAGCAGCUGACCUACAAGGGUGGUAACACACGGACCGGUGCCGGCUUCCGCUACGUCGCUGACAACUUCUUCGGCCCCACGCAGCUCCGGCCUGGGGUCCCCCAAAUCUGCAUCCUCAUCACAGAUGGCAAGUCCCAGGAUGAUGCAGAGGGGCCGGCAGCGAAGCUGAAGAGCCAGGGCAUCAAGAUCUUUGCUGUCGGAGUCAAGAAUGCCGACCGCAAGGAGCUGAUACAAGUGGCCUCGAUGCCCACUGAUGCCUUCUUCUCCUACGUUGGUGACUUCAAGCUGCUGGGGACGCUGGUGCCACUGAUGACACGCAGGGUGUGCACGAGUGUCGGGGGCACUUUGCACCUGCCGGACGGGCCGAGCCACAGUGGCCCCUCCAACCUGGAGAUCCUGGAGAGGGGCCUGGACCAGCUGCAGAUCCGCUGGACAGCAGCCAGCGGCCCCGUCACCAGCUACCACGUGCAGUGGGUGCCGCUGACGGGGCUGGGGCAGCCGGUUGCGGCGGAGAGGCAGGAGGUGAGCCUGGGCCCGCGGGAGACCAGCGCUGUGCUGCGGGGGCUGCGCAUGGGGACAGAGUACCUGGUCACUGUCACCGCUCAGUACGCCAACAGCGGCGGGGAGUCGGUGUCCGGCCGAGCGCGCACUCGGCGCCUGAUGGGCGUGCAGCACUUGACUGUCCACAACGUCUCAGCACAGAGCAUGCUGCUGGCCUGGCAGCCUGUCGGCGGUGCCACUGGCUACCGGCUCUCCUGGGCAACUCUCACAGGGCAGGACAGGCACAGGAUGGACCUGGAUGCCGGGCGGACGUCGCACGUGCUGGUGGGGCUGCAGCCCAACACCGACUACAUGGCGACAGUGACCCCGCUCUUCGGGCAGCUGGAGGGGCCCACGGCCACCAUACGACAGAGGACAGGAGCAGGUGCAGAGCAGACGCUGCGGACCAACAUUCUGGGCCCCACGUCCAUCCAGGUGCUCUGGACCAGCGCCCGUGAUGCCCGUGGCUACCGCCUGGAGUGGAAGAGAGCCACAGGUCCCGAGCCCCCCAGGACGGUGUCACUGCCCAGCAGCACCAACACCUACCAGCUGACGGGGCUGCAGCCGGGCACCGAGUACCGCAUCACCCUCUACACGCUCUACGAUGGUGGGGAGGUGGCCACCCCCGUCACCACCUUCCAGACAGGUGUGGAGGCUCCUGUGGGCACUGUGUCAGACCUGCAGCUGGUUGAGGAGUCGGGCAGGCGUGUACAGCUGGGCUGGACCGGCGUCCCUGGUGCCACUGAGUACAAAGUGGUGGUGCGCAACAACCAGGAUGGCACAGAGAGGACGAGGCGUGUGGCUGGCAGCGAAACGAGGCUGGAGCUGAGCGACCUCCGGGAAGGCAUCACCUACCUGGUGCGUGUCUCGGCGCUCGUGGGCACACGGGAGGGCAGCGCUGCCACAAUCACCGUCCGCCUCAAGUACCCGUUGGUGGGCAGCGUCUCAGAGCUGCGGGUGACGGAGGCCAGUCCCAGCCAGCUGCGGGUCACCUGGCAAGGGCUGCCAGGCGCCGGGGGCUACCGGCUGACGUGGCGCGGCAGCGACGGUCUGGAGCAAUCUCGUUUCCUCCCCGCUGACCCCACCACCUUCACCAUCGAGGGGCUGCGUGCCGGCAUCAUCUAUACGGUUGGUGUCUCGGCUGUCGUGGAUGGCCGCGAGGGCAGCCCUGUCACCGCCACGGGACGGAUAGCACCCAAGCAGGUGGGGACGGUGUCCCGGCUGGAGGUACAGGCGUCCAGGAGCAACGUCGCCCGCGUCACCUGGGUUGGCGUGCCGGGAGCCACCGCCUACCGCGUGGUGUGGAGCCGCAGGGAUGGGGGGUCGGAGAGCAGCCAGCAGGUUCCUGGCCAUGUUAGCUCCUUCAACAUCCCUGACCUGGAGGGAGGUGUCUCCUACACUGUGAAGGUGACGGCGCUCAUCGGCAACCGGGAGGGCAACCCCGUCUCCAUUGUCGUCACCACCCCGGAGGCAGCCCCGCUGCCCCCCGUCAGCAACUUCCAGGUGACGGAGGCCUCGGAGCACCGCCUGCGCCUGGCCUGGGUCCCGGCAGCCGGCAGUGCCGAGUACCGCCUGGUCUGGCGCCUUGCUGAGGGGGGACCCCAGCGCAGCCAGCAGCUCCCGGCCACCGCCAGCUCCUAUGACUUGGGGGGGCUGGAGCCAGGCCGACGCUACCACAUCAGCAUCACCAGCCUGGCCAGCGGCAGGGAGAGCGCACCAGCCACUGUCACUGCCAUCACUGCAGCUACCCCAGGCCACAUAACCAGCCUGCAGGUGACGGAGGUGCGGAGAGACUCGGUGACACUCUCCUGGGCUCCUGUGCCUGGUGCCUCUGGCUACAUCCUCUCCUGGAGCCCCCCCGCAGCCGGUGGCGAGGCGAGGCGGACCCUGCCUGGCACUGCCAGCUCCCAGCAGGUACCCGGGCUGCGCCUGGGCCAGCGCUACACCUUCACCCUCCGCCCUCUCCUGGGGAGCGCGCCGGGCGCAGAGACCUCCGUCAGCGAGCGCACGGUCUGCAGGGGUGCCCGCGGUGACAUCGUCUUCCUGGUACAUGGCACCCGUGACAGCUCUUCAGGUGCCGACACAGUCCGCGCCCUCCUCUCCAACACCGUGUCUGCCCUGGGGCGUCUGGGCCCUGAGGGCACCCAGGUGGCUCUGGCCACGUACAGCUACCGCAGCCUGCCCUGGCUGCUCCUGAACCGCUCCAGCGAGCUGCCCGCCGUGCUGGAGCAGAUCCGCACCAUGCGCUACGAGGAGCCCAGCGGCAAUGCCAUCGGAGCAGCCAUCACCUUCGCCAGGACGUACCUGCUGAGCCCCGGUGCGGGCCGUCGGCCCGGAGUGCCGGCAGUGCUGGUGGUCCUGGCCGACGGCCCCUCUGCGGACGAUGCCAUUGCUGCGGCCAGGGACGUCAAGGCUGGGGGGGUCCGGGUGCUGGCGGUGGGCUUGGAGGGGGCGGACCAGGAGCAGCUCCGGCGCAUGGUCACUGGUGAGGAUCCACGGUACAUCUACCGCGGUGGCACCGUGUCAGAGCUGGAGGAGGAGCUCACUGACGACCUCUGCACCAUCAUCUCUACCAGGACAGAGCCAAAGCCCUGCACUGUGCAGUGCCCCAGGGGUGAGAAGGGAGACCGUGGCGAGGCAGGACCUCAAGGACGUGUAGGGCCACCAGGCCCUCCUGGCGAGCCGGGCCGCCACGGGCUGCCUGGCCCUCCAGGACCCCAAGGGCCGCGGGGUCUGCCGGGAGAGAGGAUCGAGCAGCCAGGCAAGAAGGGGGACAGAGGGCUGCGAGGGCCGAUGGGGCUCUCUGGCCCGAAGGGGGAGAAGGGCGAGCCGGGAGAGCCCAGGGUGAUUGUGGAUGGAGAACAGGGCCUGCCAGGCCGGAAAGGGGAGCCAGGCACACCGGGGGAGAAAGGUGACCGUGGGGAGAGAGGCCCCCCUGGGAUCGUGGAUGGGGUAGCACCUCGAGGGGAGCCUGGCCCACCGGGGCUGCCUGGAGACCCCGGGCCCCGGGGACCUGCUGGGAACCCCGGCCUGAAGGGAGAGAAGGGUGAUGGCAAAGAAGGUUUCCCAGGGCCCCCCGGCCGCCCCGGGGACCCCGGAGACAGGGGCCCUCGGGGACCGCCGGGGGAGCAGGGCAGGAAGGGAGACCGCGGGGCACCGGGCGAGCUGGGAGAGGCGGGCGAGAAGGGGGACCGUGGUGUGCCAGGCCCCGAGGGCGAGAAGGGCGAGGUGGGAGCCCCUGGGCGCCCAGGCCCCUCAGGCAGAGAGGGAGCUCCGGGACCAGCUGGCCCCCGGGGUGAGAAGGGGGAUCCAGGACCACCCGGCAAGCCGGCUCCCAGUGUGGACAGUGUUGGAGAAAAGGGUGACAGAGGCUUCCCAGGACCAGAAGGACCUCCUGGCCCCAAAGGGGACACAGGGGAUAAAGGUGCCCGUGGUCCCCCUGGCUUGAGCAUCCCAGGGCCACCUGGCCCCAAAGGCGAGCAGGGUGAUCGGGGUAUCGUUGGCCUCACGGGCAGGAGUGGCCCAAAGGGUGAUCCAGGGGAGCCGGGGGAGAAGGGUGAGCCGGGCCGAGCGGGGGUCCCAGGGCAGACCGGGCUGCGUGGCAAAGAGGGAGAGCGUGGAGAGAAGGGUGACGAAGGCGCCCCGGGUGAAACGGGUCUGCCUGGCAAACCUGGAGACAGGGGCCCGCGGGGCCUCCCCGGCUACCGCGGCCCCCCUGGCGAGAAGGGCGACUCGGGAGACCCAGGCCCCGAAGGCAGGAGCGGCAGCCCCGGAGUGCCAGGGAGCAAAGGGGAUCGUGGGGAGCCGGGGCUUCCUGGACCCCCAGGACGAUCUGUUGACAUGGCACUCGGGGGAGUGGCAGAGAAGGGUGAGAAGGGGGACCCCGGUGAUCCUGGCGAGGACGGCGCGAAGGGCUCCCGGGGCGAUGCUGGCCCCCCCGGCCUGCCUGGAGAGAGGGGCGUGGAGGGUCCCCGCGGCCCCCCCGGCACACGGGGUGACCCCGGGGACAGAGGGCUGCCAGGAGAGAAGGGGGACCGUGGCCCACCGGGGCUGGAUGGCCGCAACGGGCUGGAAGGCAAACCUGGGCCCCCAGGCCCCGCAGGGCUGAGGGGGGACCCAGGGAAGCAGGGAGAGCCCGGCCGGGAUGGGCUGCCUGGGCUACGUGGGGAGCAGGGACCCCCUGGCGCCGUGGGACCCCUGGGACCACCCGGUGCCCCUGGCAAACCAGGUGACGAUGGCAAACCUGGCCUCAGUGGCAAGAAUGGAGAAGAUGGGACACCGGGAGAGGAUGGCAGGAAGGGAGACAAAGGUGACGUGGGGCCUCCUGGCAGGGAGGGCCGCAGCGGUGCCAAGGGUGAGCAAGGGGACAGGGGUGUGCCAGGCCCCCUCGGCCCCCCUGGCCUCCCCGGUGUCCCAGGGCAGGUUGGCCCCCCAGGCCAGGGGAGACCUGGCAGCCCUGGAGCACGUGGAGACCCCGGGACUGCAGUGAACGUUGAACGUAGCCUGGAAGCACUUGGCAUCAAGGUUUCAUCCCUGAAGGAGCUCACAGGUGCCUAUGACGGGAGCUCGGACUCGUUUCUGCCACUGGCGGAGCGGCUGCGGGGACAGAAGGGCAGCCGGGGCGAGCCAGGCGAGAGGGGGCCUCCGGGCCACGAGGGUUCCAUAGGCUUCCCCGGCGAGCGAGGACCCAAAGGUGACAAAGGGGAGGCGGGUGCCCCCGGCCCCCAGGGCCCCACGGGCCGUGCCGUGGGUGAACGGGGCCCCGAGGGGCCGCCCGGGCAGCCGGGGGAGCCGGGCAAGCCUGGCAUCCCCGGGGUGCCGGGCCGCGCCGGGGAGCUGGGGGAGGCCGGCCGGCCCGGGGAGAAGGGCGACCGGGGCGACAAGGGCGAGCGGGGCGAGCAGGGCAGGGACGGCUUGCCCGGCCCCCCAGGGCCCCCAGGGCCCAAGGUAGGUGACGGGGAACCAUCCCCAAAGGGCAGUGUCAUGGGCUUCCCGGGCGAGCGUGGCCCCACCGGACCCAAGGGAACCAAGGGUGAGCCAGGAGCUGAGGGCGAGCGAGGACCCAAAGGAGAUAAGGGUGAGGGUGGCCCACGGGGUGAGCGAGGAGAGCCCGGCGAGAAGGGCAGGGAUGGUGCCCCGGGCCUCCCGGGUGAGAGAGGGCUGGCUGGCCCCGAAGGGAAGCCGGGCCUGCAGGGUGUUAGGGGACCUCCCGGUUCCUCCCUUAAAUACCUUGAGAACGGGGAGCAUCCCUGGGGGGCACCCCUGGGGGCAGGCAGGGCUGCUUGGGGGGCCUACCAGGCUUCCCUGGUGUGCUGGGACGUCCGGGCAGCACUGGCCCACCGGGGACCCAGGGCCCAGCUGGAGCUAAGGUAUGGCAUUGGCAUCACCACCUCCCGCCUGGCAGAGGAAAGCAAUGCCUUGCCAGAUUUGGAGGCUGGAGGGAGGGCUGGUGAUCCAGGGGAGCCUGGCUCUGGCAUCCGGGGCUUGCCUGGUCCCCAGGGCAGUGUAGGGCUGCCUGGCCCCUCUGGCCCCCCCGGCCCAGGGGGCCCACCGGGUGUCCCGGGGCUGCCAGGACAAGUGGGGGAGAGUGGGAAGCCGGGUGUGCCGGGCAGGGAUGGGGUACCGGGGAAAGACGGCGAGGCGGGGAUGCCCGGCAAGAUGGGUAUGCCGGGACCAUCGGGCCCCACUGGCCCCAAGGGAGAGCCAGGGGAUGCCGGAGCCCCGGGGCAGGCUGUCGUUGGCCCUCCCGGUGCCAAGGGUGAGAAGGGCGAGCCGGCGCUGCUGGAGGGAGUGCUGCUGGCACAGCCUGGCUCCAAGGGCAACCGAGGCUUACCUGGCCCCAAGGGCGAGAAGGGGGAGCCAGGAGGAUUCGGGGAGCCAGGGGAUCCUGGGGAAGAUGGAGCUAAGGGAUCCUCUGGAGCCAAAGGGGAGAAGGGAGCACCAGGUGUUGGUGUGCGGGGACCUCCAGGACAGGAUGGGCCUCCAGGCUUGAAGGGUGACAUCGGCUUGCCAGGACCACCAGGCCCCCCAGGCUUAGGAGGCAUCGCUGGGACACCAGGACAGCCAGGCCUGAGAGGGGACAACGGGCAGCCUGGCCCACCGGGUGCCCCAGGAGAGAGGGGUUUGAUCGGCUUUCCUGGGAGAGAUGGUACCCCUGGACCACCAGGACCCGUGGGACCCCCAGGGCCAGCUGGUAUACAAGGGGCCUCUGGCCUGAAGGGUGACAAGGGCGCCCCAGGGGCUGGACUGCCAGGAGCCAGAGGGGAGCGCGGAGACCCAGGGCCACGGGGUGAAGAUGGGCGCCCAGGGCUGGAAGGUGAUCGUGGGCCUGCGGGCUUGCCUGGGAACCGAGGGGAGCGUGGGGACAAGGGAGACAUUGGGGCCCCGGGGCCUAAAGGAGACAAGGGGGACACCAUGGUGUUGGAGGGGCCUGCUGGAGCACAGGGCAGCAAGGGGGAGCCGGGAGAGCGUGGCCUCAAGGGCAUGGAAGGGGACAAGGGCAACAAGGGGGAGCAAGGCAUGCCUGGAGAGAAGGGAGCAAGGGGCGAGCAAGGCGAGAAGGGCUCCACGGGCUUCCCUGGGGCACGCGGCCCCGGCGGGCAGAAGGGAGAGGUUGGAGCAUCAGGAGAGCCCGGCGAGCCGGGCCAGCCCGGCCGCCACGGCCUCCCGGGAGCCCGCGGGGAGAAGGGGGACACGGGACCCCUGGGCAUGCGCGGCCCCAAGGGGGACCGGGGCAUGAAAGGCGCCUGCGGCCUCGAUGGGGACAAGGGCGAGAAGGGAGAGCCAGGGAUCCCGGGGCGCUCAGGGCUGCCGGGGAGGAAAGGCGAGCCGGGAGAGCUGGGUCUGUCGGGACCACCGGGCAUCCCUGGGAAGGAGGGGCUCAUGGGACCCAAGGGUGACCGGGGAUUCGACGGGCAGCAGGGAGCCAAAGGAGACCAGGGGGAGAAAGGAGAUCGGGGUGCUCCGGGCAUCAUCGGUGCUCCCGGUCCCCGGGGCAGUGACGGUGCCCCUGGCCCCCCCGGACCCCCAGGGAAUGUUGGCCCACGAGGUCCUGAGGGCAUGCAGGGCCAGAAGGGGGAGAGAGGACCUCCUGGACAGUCAGUGCCAGGGGACCGUGGUGUGCCUGGCAUCCCUGGCGAGAGAGGACAGCAGGGCAGUCCUGGCACCCAGGGGCUCCGUGGCGAGAAGGGGGAGCCGGCCAUGACGGAGGAGGAGAUCCGCGCCUUUGUCAGGCAGGAGAUGAACCAGCACUGUGCCUGUGGUGGCCAUCUCCCGCAGCGCCUGGACUCACGAGGCUGGGGGGCUCUGGCCAGGAGCGGCAUCCACUCUGCCCAGGGAGGAGGAAGAAGUGUCCGUCAGGAGAGAGAGCAUGGACAAACAGGGCAGGACAGACGAGUCAUACUCGACACUGAGGACCUCGAGUAUGAAAAUGUGUAUGAGGAAGAGGAGGAAGACUAUGAUGAGGUCCUGGAGAUGGAGAGCUCAGAGCAACCUGUGAUGGAUGCCGAGCCAUGCCGGCAGCCGCUGGACGAGGGGCACUGCCAGCGCUACACGCUGCGCUGGUACUACAACCAAAGAGCGGCCGAGUGCCGGCCCUUCGUCUACAGCGGCUGCCGGGGCAGCCUCAACCGCUUCGGCAGCAAGGAGGAGUGCGAGCAGCGCUGCGGGCCGCGCCUGGGGGCAGGUGCCCGCGGGGAUGCCAGCAGCACGGCGGGCCAGCAGCCCGGGGCGUAG
This is a messenger RNA of Colius striatus (speckled mousebird), 8592 nucleotides long. It is a transcript of the gene COL7A1, whose product is annotated as collagen type VII alpha 1 chain. The coding region runs from base 1 to 8592 and encodes 2863 amino acids. Gene Ontology annotation, molecular function: serine-type endopeptidase inhibitor activity; protein binding. The transcript has 111 exons. The record is from RefSeq and is a predicted model, not a curated record. Lineage: Eukaryota; Metazoa; Chordata; Aves; Coliiformes; Coliidae.